Molecule: messenger RNA, 2947 nt
Organism: Rhagoletis zephyria (snowberry fruit fly)
Lineage: Eukaryota; Metazoa; Arthropoda; Insecta; Diptera; Tephritidae
Gene: Cln7
Product: CLN7/MFS domain-containing 8
Biological process (GO): transmembrane transport
Cellular component (GO): lysosomal membrane
Molecular function (GO): transmembrane transporter activity
Source: RefSeq, a predicted model, not a curated record
UUCGAGCAACAUGUAAUUCAGCUAUAAAGUGAAUACCAAUCGCCCUAUCUUCUAAAUUAGUACUUACAUGUAGUCAAACAUUUCUAAUUAGUCCACCCCCUAGCCGUGUAUUUCAAAUGUUGACUACAGCUGCCAGACACAAAUUGUUGACUUGAAAGCAACAAAUAUUAAAUUUGUUCACAUAUGCAAACCUCAUUCUCAAACAGCAAUGGGCAACUUAAAUAAUCGUUUUAGUAAAUUACCAAAACUGCCCGACGAUGUCGAUGAUGGGCUCGAAACACUGGAAGAAUAUCAGAGCCGUUGGCGUUCGGUGCGCGUUAUCUACUUCACAAUGUUCCUGAUGUCGCUUGGUUUCAGUAUUAUAUUGACAGGCAUAUGGCCAUACUUAAAUAAGCUAGAUCCACAUGCUGGCAAAGAGUUCAUGGGUCUUAUCGUGGCCGCCAAUCCUUUGGGACAGAUGAUUUUUAGUCCACUAUUCGGUUGGUGGAGCAAUAAAAUCGGCACCAUCCGCUUACCGUUGCUCUGCUCCAUAGUGCUCUUCACAAUUGCCAGUGGUCUUUAUUCAUCGCUGGAAAUGCGUCCCGAUAAUGUCAAGUACUGGAUGUUGAUCUCACGUUUUCUGAUAGGCGUCAGCUCGUCCAAUAUUGCUGUUUGUCGUUCAUAUCUGUCGGCGGCGACACGUCUCAGCGAACGCACUAAAGCUGUUUCGAUGGUCUCACUCGCGCAGGUGUUGGGUUUCAUUGUUGGCCCGGGCAUGCAAACCGCCGUUACACCGCUGGGCAAUGACGGCUAUUCCCUCCUAUCGGGCUUUUUUGUCUUCAACAUGUACACCGCUUGCGGCUGGAUAAAUGUGAUUAUGAGCAUUGGGAAUUUUAUUAUGUUUCUGCCGGGAUUAUUUGAGGAACAUAAGAUCGCAGCACGUGAAAUUAUGAUAAAGCAGGGCAAAAGCUCGGAGCGUGAAACGUGGAAAGCCAUCAAACCGGAUUAUGUCUCAGCGUGGACAUUGAUUAUGGCAUUCUUUGUGUUGGUCUUCAAUUUUGUGCUGCUCGAAACUCUCGGAACUUCGCUCACUAUGGAUCAAUUUGCAUGGAGUAAUCAUGAGGCGCUCUACUAUAUGGGCAUUCUUAUGUCAGUUGGCGCCGUUGUUUCACUUGUCACGUUCGUUGCCAUAAAUCCGCUUUGUAAAAUGUUCCCCGAACACUACGUACUCAUCUGGGGUGGCUUCUCGCUGAUGGUACUCGGUCGAGUGCUCUACAUACCCUGGGGUGAUUCACCACCCACCAUCGCUGAAGUUUACAAUGUGACAAUACCGUUGACGGGCAACGCUACAAUAGAUCUCAGCCCGGAUGAUGAAAUUUUCCUAGGUUGCCCCUCAACACAGCCGUGGUGUGAACGUACACCAGCACUAACGCUUACACAAUUUAUAAUCGGUUAUGCUUUUACAUCGAUUGGCUAUCCGAUUGGUGUGACAUUAAUACAGACGAUAUUCUCUAAGGUGUUGGGACCACGACCGCAAGGUGUUUGGAUGGGUCUGAUGACCGGUGCGGGUUGUUUAUCGCGCGUGCUGGGGCCUGUUUUUGUGGGUGUGAUUUACACACGGUAUGGUACUUAUUGGACGUUUGGUAUAACGUCGGUAAUGAUGUUGGUGGCGAUGAUAUGGCUGCUGCUAUCAAAAAAACGUUUAAUACCACCGAGUUUCGACAAUCCAUUGGCAGGCGCUGAAAUGCAAACUUUAAGUACAAAUAAAAUGCCACUCCCGCCUGUUGAAGGAGAGUACAAAAUUGUGGCACAAAGUAGUGAAGAAGCACCUGCGCUGUCAGAGAGGGAUGAUGAUUUGGACACUGCACUAAAUACCGCACUUUGUUCGAACAAAAACAACAUCACAAUAGUUGUGGCUGAAAAGUGAUACCUCUGAGGAGCAAGGGAUAUUUUUUUCUGCUGCCACUCAAACUGCGGCUACUUAGUAAUCACUAAGUUUAAACGCCCGAUCUGACUGGUUUAAACUAAGAUCAGCCAAUCAAAUGUCAGCCAGCUGUUAAAUUGAAACUCAGUUCACUUAAUCUAAGUUUAAAUUGGCACUGAAAAACUGGGCCUUAGGAUUUAGUUUUUGGUAUACAGGGCGUAGAUGCAUAUGAAGUAAAGAAAAGACUAAAUACGUGCUUCGUUAUACAUAUAAGUAUAUUUAAUAUUAAAAUUAUUGAGUUGUUUCAACAAAAGUUUGCUAUAUUUUAUUAUGGAAAUAUAUUGCCAUUACUUAGUUACUUCACAAAAAAUUCGUUUUAUACAUAUUAUGUAUUGGGCUUAUACUUGUAAAUACUUACUAUAUACAGAUAAAAAUUAUUCUUAUAAAUAAUUUUUAUAUUUUAAAUAAUGCAGUUUGGUAGCAUAUUUAAAUACAUAUUUAAAAUUCAAAAUGUUUUAAAAGAUGUUGAGAAAAAAUAUAAAAGCAAAAGUUGUUGCGCUUAUUUUAACAGGCAGUUUUCAGUGGUCUAUAAACGGUGUUCACAUGAGGCGAUUUUCCAGGGAUUUUAGAGGCCCCCUAAACUUCAUUGGAAGCGAUGAAAGACCGUUCACACCAGACGAUUGUUGCUUUCAACUAUAAGUUGCCUGCAAAAUCGCCUCAUGUGAAUACCGUAAUAGUUUGUGAAAGCCGCUACAUGGGAAACUGAUUACCUAGUUUUAAGUUCAUUAGAAAGAAGAGAAAAGAAAGAAAAAAAGGACAUUUCAACUAUUUAUUUUAUGGAGAGAACAUCGCUCGGUUCUCGUGGGUCCUCGUUUUCGGUUUAGGUUGACGGACCAUUUUCUCGCUCUUUCAUUUUUAUAGUUAAGUUUAGAAAUGGUUUGGAAAUCCUCUUUUCAACUAAGGCUCUUAGGUUUUCUCAGCUUAUAUAGCGUUAUAGGUAUACAUUAAUCUAAGAAUAUGAGCGUACAUAAAAAAAAAAUGUGA